GACACCUGUGAGGUGAUAACAAAAGAAUACAUCAACGGCGUAGCAUGAUGCGAAUGGCCUCUUCACAAAUCUUGAUCACUUUUCUCAUCGUUCUCUUCCAUUUUCAACACUCAUCAUCAUUCUCCCUCUCUGUGGAAAAACCCCAGCAAGAUAUUAUAGUUUCACCCACAGGCACAUUCACAGCAGGCUUCUACCCUGUUGGAGAAAAUGCUUAUUCCUUCGCCAUAUGGUUCACUCAAAAACAUAAAAACCUCGACAAGGCCACCGUUGUUUGGAUGGCAAAUCGUGAUCAACCAGUUAACGGGAAACGCUCAACACUUUCCCUUCUUAAAACUGGCAACCUCGUCUUAAGUGACGCAGGAUAUUCCAAUGUUUGGUCCACUAACACUAACUCAUCCAAACUACUUGAGUUGUUUUUGUCCGACACCGGAAAUCUCAUUCUCAGAGAGCGUAGUAAAAAUGAUUCCAUUUUGUGGCAAAGCUUUGAUUUCCCAACAGAUACCCUCCUUCCUGAUCAAAAAUUUUCAGGGUACAUGAACCUUGUUUCAUCCAAAAGCGGCACCAACUAUUCCUCGGGCUUCUACAAGCUAUUUUUCGACUCAACCGAUUUUCUCAUACUUCUCUACGGUGGCCCUUUGUAUUCAACUAUAUAUUGGGAUAGGUCCUAUAGUUGGGAUACUAGUAGGUCAUACAAUAACAGCAGGGUUGCGAAACUAGGUGUUUUGGGCGAUUUCAUUUCUUUUAAUGGUUAUACUUUAAUGACAAGUGAUUAUGGGACAGUGCUCCAACGAAGAUUGACCCUUGAUUUUGAUGGUAAUGUUCGUGUUUAUAGCCGAAAACAUGGACAAGAGAAGUGGUCAAUUUCAGGGCAAUUUCACCAACAACCUAUAAAAAUAUAUGGAAUCUGUGGACCUAAUAGCUUUUGCAUUAACAAUCCAAGAAAUGGUAGAAAGUGUUUGUGUAUUCCGGGUUAUAGUAGGAUUGAUAGUCAAGAUUGGUCUCAAGGGUGCAAACCAAGCUUCCAACUUUCAUGCAACAACAAAACAAAGUCCGAGACUCGCUUCCAACACUUACCCCAUGUUCAAUUUCAGGAAGACAAUUCAUACGGGAAUGCCUAUUAUUACUACCAGGCAAAUUACACCUAUAAACAAUGCAAGCAUCUCUGCUUGAGAAUGUGCCAAUGCAUAGCUUUCGAGUACCGUUUGGCACAGGACGGGGAGGUUAGCUAUGAUUGCUACGUGAAGACACAGUUACAAAACGGGUAUAGUUCACCAGAUUUCCAAGGAUCAACAUUCUUGCGAUUGCCAAAAAGAAAACAUGUUUUUCUCAGUGAGAAUGUUGUAAAAAACGAUAGCUUGGUUUAUUCGAGAGAUAAUGGAGUAAAACAACUAAGAAGAUCAUAUGUGGAAGGCAAAGAAAAUGGACUAGUCAAGUUUAUGCUUUGGUUUGCUACCGGUUUAGGAGUAAUUGAGGUGUUGUGCUUCUUUAUGGUAGGGUGCUUCUUAUUUAAGAAUAGGAAACCUUCUAGUGUAGCUAAUCAUGAGAACAUUCUUGCAGCAGCAAUAGGGUUUAGGAAUUUCAGUUAUUGGGAAUUGAAACAAGCUACAGCAGAUUUUAGUCAAGAGAUUGGAAGAGGUGCUGGUGGAACUGUGUAUAAGGGUGUUUUAUCCGAUAAUCGAGUUGUUGCGAUAAAGUGUUUACAUGAAACGAAUCAAGGAGAUAGUGAGUUUCUUGCUGAAGUUAGCAUCAUUGGAAGGCUUAACCACAUGAACUUGAUUGAAAUGUGGGGUUAUUGUGCAGAAGGAGAGCAUAGGUUGUUGGUUUAUGAGUACAUGAAAAAUGGCUCUUUAGCUGAAAAUCUCUCAUCAAAUGCACUUGAUUGGGGCAAGAGGUUUAACAUUGCUCUAGGAACUGCAAAGGCUCUUGCUUAUUUGCAUGAAGAAUGUUUGGAGUGGAUUUUGCAUUGUGAUAUAAAGCCACAAAACAUUCUUAUUGACUCUGAUUACCAACCCAAAGUAGCAGAUUUUGGGUUAUCUAAGCUAUUACAAAGAAACAAUGUUGAUAACUCAAGUAUUUCAAGGAUGAGAGGAACAAGAGGUUACAUGGCACCUGAAUGGGUUUUCAACUUGCCUAUCACAUCAAAGGUGGAUGUUUAUAGCUAUGGAGUUGUGGUGUUGGAGAUGAUUACCGGAAAGAAUACAACUACAUCUAUCCAAAUCUCAGAAAAUGGAAUGGAGUCACCUAACGAGAGGUUAGUAACAUGGGUGAGAGAGAAAAGAAAGACGGUUUCAGAAGUUAGAUGUUGGGUUGAACAAAUAGUUGAUCCUUCAUUGGGAUCAAAUUAUGACAUUGUUAAAUUGGAGACUUUGGCAACGGUGGCUUUGGAUUGUGUUGAGGAAGAGAAAGAUGUGAGACCUACCAUGAGUCAAGUUGUUGAAAGGCUCCAAAGUCAUGAACAUGAUUCUUGAUUGUUUCCCUUAUAUAGAUAGAGUGAUCUUAGGAUUAGCUUGCUAUCUAAGAUGAUCAACUUCAUUUUACUUUCAGUUUUAUUGCAAUAUAUAUAAAGGCUUAAUGCACAUUGUAUUUUCUUUGAAUGAUUGUGAAUAAACAAAAUAGUUUUUACUAUGGCAUGUAAGAAUCUUUCCGACUAGGAAUAGAAAUCGAAAAUGAAGAAUAUAUUCAAAACUUAAGUAAAUAAAUGGAAGGAAUCACCAUAUAUAUGUUUUAGAUUUGCAGGCAGAUGUAACCAUCAUGAAUUAAUCG
This is a messenger RNA of Vicia villosa (hairy vetch), 2763 nucleotides long. RefSeq names its product putative receptor protein kinase ZmPK1. Gene Ontology annotation, molecular function: ATP binding; protein serine/threonine kinase activity. Gene Ontology annotation, biological process: protein phosphorylation; recognition of pollen. The record is from RefSeq and is a predicted model, not a curated record. Bases 45 to 2468 code for a protein of 807 amino acids. Lineage: Eukaryota; Viridiplantae; Streptophyta; Magnoliopsida; Fabales; Fabaceae. The transcript has a single exon.